Messenger RNA from Parus major (Great Tit), 2137 nucleotides. Its product is annotated as opsin-5-like. The transcript has 6 exons. NCBI's taxonomy places the organism in Eukaryota, Metazoa, Chordata, Aves, Passeriformes, Paridae. The record is from RefSeq and is a predicted model, not a curated record. Gene Ontology annotation, molecular function: G protein-coupled receptor activity. Gene Ontology annotation, cellular component: membrane. Gene Ontology annotation, biological process: G protein-coupled receptor signaling pathway. The coding region runs from base 252 to 1448 and encodes 398 amino acids.
GAUAGAAGGAAAUCUUCUGUCUUUUGCUGGCCACAGGUUCACAGGCUGUAUUAAUAGAUAGGAUUAGUGAAGAAGAAUAGGUCAGAAGGCUGCAAAGCUCCUGUCCCUUGAGAUUUCCUUCUUUAGAUCAUUAGUCUUAUUGAGAGCUCCCUUGAAUACAGUGAGCAGAAACUGAGGAAAAGGCUGGAACCAUUUUAUUCACUGGGACGUUCUGGGGAAGGGUGAUUUCUGGGCCAGAAGCUUCACUGAAAAUGUCUGUCCAGUUUUCUGCACAGGCACCCUGGAGGAACAACAACAUCAGUUUUCUGACCAGAGAGGCAGCUGUAACAGAGCAAGGAGAGACAAUCAUAGGUUUCUACCUGUUGGCUUUAGGUUGGUUGUCUUGGUUUGGAAACAGCAUUGUGAUUUUUGUCCUGUAUAAACAAAGACAUCUCCUGCAGCCUACCGACUACCUCACAUUUAACUUGGCAGUGUCAGACGCCAGUAUCUCCGUGUUUGGUUAUUCACGGGGCAUCAUUGAAAUCUUCAAUGUCUUCAGAGAUGAUGGAUUCAUUAUCACGUCAAUAUGGACUUGCCAGGUUGAUGGCUUCCUGACACUUCUCUUUGGCCUGGCUAGCAUUAAUACCCUUACAGUGAUCAGUGUGACACGCUAUAUCAAGGGCUGCCAUCCUGAGAGAGGUCACUGCAUCAGCAACAGCAGCAUGUCGGUGGCUCUGGUUCUCAUUUGGGUGGCAGCUUUCUUCUGGUCCGCAGCUCCACUGCUUGGCUGGGGCAGUUAUACAGAUCGCAUGUAUGGCACAUGUGAGAUAGACUGGGCAAAAGCCAACUUCUCCACAAUCUACAAGUCCUACAUCGUCUCCAUUUUUAUCUGCUGUUUUUUCCUACCUGUCACAGUCAUGGUCUUCUCAUAUGUAUCAAUCAUCAACACUGUCAAACUGAGCCAUGCAUUGACAGGACUGGGUGAUCCCACAGACAGACAGAGGAGAAUAGAGCGGGACGUCACCAGGGUUUCUAUUGUCAUUUGCACAGCCUUCAUUAUUGCAUGGUCACCAUAUGCUGUCAUCUCUAUAUGGUCUGCCUAUGGUCACCCUGUGCCCAACCUUACCAGCAUCCUUGCCAGUUUGUUUGCUAAGUCUGCUAGCUUCUACAAUCCCAUCAUCUACUUUGGAAUGAGCUCCAAAUUCCGAAGGGACAUUUUCAUCUUGUUCCAUUGUGCCAAGGAAGUCAAGGACCCUGUGAAGCUCAAACGUUUCAAAAACCUCAAACCAAAGCAGCCACAGCCUUCUCAGAAAGAAGAGAAGUAUGCACCAGAAAUGCACCCCGCGCCAAGCCCCGAUUCCGGGGUGGGAAGCCCAACCAACACCCCACCUCCAGCAAACAGGGAAGUGUAUUUUGGUAUUCUUGAUACACCAUCCAAUAACCCCAAUAUUGAAUGUGAUAGACUGUGAGUUUUGUGGCUGCUUAAUACACACACACACACUUUGUGUUCAGGAAGACCCUCUACAGAGCAGUGCUUGAGUAAUUUACUAAUUCCCAUUCCAUCUGUUUCUUGCUAUAGCACUGAUGACAAUACAACUCAAGCAAAUCAGAUGGUAAAGAGAUAUUUUCCUUUUAUGUAGGUACAAAAUGCUCCAAAGAACAUUAAAAUGUGGGCAGCACACCCAGUGCCAGAAACACUUGAUUUUCACAUUCAUGCAGGAAAAGAAAGACCAACUUCAGGAGAGCAGGCAUUAGCUAACAAAAUUAACUAAUAUGUUUCUAUCCAAAUUUUACCAAUUCUGAACUACAUUUCCAUGUCUUUUGCUCUUUAACAGUCACAGCAAUAGAUGAUUGUUUUAACUCUGUGCUACUUCACAGCCAUGGCUGUAGGAGAAGAUGGGCCUUGCUAAGAUUGCUGCUACAGCUCCAAAGGCUGCAAGGUGGCAGAAAAAGCCAUGUUCCCCUGCAGGGUACCCAGGUGUGCCCACCAUAGAGCCCCACAGGCACUUCAUGGGAGUGUGUGUGAUCAUAAGAUCAGAUAAUACUUUGUGUUGGAAGGAACCUUAUAGAUCAUCUUGUUUCAGCCCCCUUGCCAUGGGCAGGGACACCUUCCACUGGACCAGGUCGCUCAGAGCCCCAUCCAACCUGGCCUUGAAUG